Messenger RNA from Manis javanica (Malayan pangolin), 553 nucleotides. Lineage: Eukaryota; Metazoa; Chordata; Mammalia; Pholidota; Manidae. The record is from RefSeq and is a predicted model, not a curated record.
CAGUGCUGGUGCCUAGAAUCUCUGGACUUGCUGCUGCCCAUUGGCUGUUUCAGAAGAGUCACAUGAUAAAGACAGCUUUUAAAUUAAGACACCGGUAGCGCUGUACUGUCUAUGGUUCUUCGGCCUUCCGCCGUGAGUGCCUCUUCUCCGCAAGCUUUGCGUCAUGAUUGAGUCCUUCUUGGGAACCUGGAAGAUGGUCUCCAGUGAAAACUUUGAUGAAUACCUGAAACAACUGGGAGUGAAUUACACAACUCGAAACUUGGCAGGGUUAGCAAAACCGAGAAGCAGUAUUAGUGCUGUCUGGGAUGAGGUGAACUUCAAAAUAGACAGUUUGAAGAACACUGAGAUCUUCUUUAAGCUGGGGGAAGAAUUUGAAACCACAGCAGAUAACCUGAAAGUGAAGAGCAUCAUAACAUUCGAUGGUGACUCAAUGAUUCAUGUCCAAAAAUGGCUUGGCAAGGAGACAACAAUGAAAAGACAAAUCGGACAUGGAAAAAUGAUAGUGGAGACUAUGAAUGAUAUUGUCAGCACACAAGUCUAUAAAAAGGUAUGA